Messenger RNA from Amoebophrya sp. A25, 984 nucleotides. The record is from the annotation of a GenBank genome assembly. NCBI's taxonomy places the organism in Eukaryota, Dinophyceae, Syndiniales, Amoebophryaceae.
AUGAUAGAGUUAGAGCCAAAAAUGUCAUCCUCAGCGGCUGCCGCGGACGCACCCGCUCUGGCUGAUCCAUCAAAAACUAGCGAUCAGCAAGGAGAGAAGGACCAAAAUGUUAAGCCUCAAAGAGCCGUAUGUCAGGAUUGCGAUCGCCCAGCUAGAGUCUGCCUCUGUGCCUGGUUGCCAAGAGAGAAAGCCAAGAGCCCGUUGGACGUAAUCGUUCUGCAACAUCCCCAAGAAGCCCAGCAAAAGCAUCGAACGGACUACUUCCUCCAUCGCUGUAUCGAAAACGUCAAGGUAGUUGUGGGGAGACGAUGGGAAAACGUAAACUCCUCUGCUGAGAGUGAACCCGAAACGACAUCAGAUGGCAUGAGUCGCACUUUACUCCUCUAUCCUGGAUCCGAAGCGAAGACUGUUGGCCAACUCCUUGAAGUCGCAAAUGCUAGUCUACCUUUUGACAGAGUCAUCGCUCUCGACUCCACAUGGAAAUAUGCGAAAGAGAUGGAGAGGAGCUUUCCAUCUACUGUGCAGAGAGUACAACUUGAUCUUUAUUGUAGAGAAGAAGGAGACCCUGUGUUGAAGCCAAAAUUCUUGGUACGCAAACCGGAGAAAGUAGAGUUAAAAGGGAUAGGAGCAGUUGCACAGGGAUUCUCAACAGCUGAGGCAGUGGCAUUGUUUUUGGAUGAAUGGAAGAGCAGUUCAGCCUCAUGUACAACAGCAAGCGAAAAGAUGAACCAAGCAGCAUCCUCUUCAACUAGAUCUUCAACUAGAUCUUCAACUCGUUCUACUUUGUUUUACGACACAGUAACGAAACCUUUAUGCCAGUAUGUGGAGUAUCAGCGGGGUUUCAUGAAAGUAAAGCACAGAACGGAUAGGCCAGGUUACAUACCAGGUUUAUGGGAUGAUAAGACUAGUUCUGUAGUCGAACCGAAUCCUAAGGACGAGCAAGGCCCUCUUCCCAAAAAACAGAAAACCUCCAUUUCUUCAUGA